Trypanosoma grayi is the source of this 261-nucleotide messenger RNA. RefSeq lists its product as hypothetical. The transcript has a single exon. NCBI's taxonomy places the organism in Eukaryota, Euglenozoa, Kinetoplastea, Trypanosomatida, Trypanosomatidae. Bases 1 to 261 code for a protein of 86 amino acids. The record is from RefSeq and is a predicted model, not a curated record.
AUGUGGAAUGACAAAUGGAAGAUGUGCAAGAAGGCUUUGAGCAUCUUGUGGACCGUCGGUGGCCGACUCCGCACGGUGUACAACGGCUCGAAGAGUGAAGAGGAUCGGCGUAAGGACUCCCGCGCCACGCUGCUCCGCCUCGCCGUGUUCGUUGCGGCAUUCACGGCGUUUGUGGCUGUUGACCGCUGCGGCGAUGCGACAGUGGCACUGAAGGGUGCUGCGCAGGGAACACGUCGCCUGCUGUUGUGGCGGCGUGGAUGA